Chlorocebus sabaeus (green monkey) is the source of this 4062-nucleotide messenger RNA. NCBI's taxonomy places the organism in Eukaryota, Metazoa, Chordata, Mammalia, Primates, Cercopithecidae. The record is from RefSeq and is a predicted model, not a curated record.
ACAGAAACAAUCACCAGUCAUAACACCAACACCACCCCUCUCUCCACCUUGGUGACCACACUCCCCACGACCAUCACCAGGUCUAGAGCUAUAUCUGAGACCACCUACACUACUUCUCCCACUAGCACAGCCACAGACUCCAUGACCGACAUCAGCUACCCCACAAGUAUGACAGGUACAUUGUUCCCCGAGAUUUCUCUCUCACCCACCUCUUCCUCUCUCCUAACCGUAGAAACUGCCACAACUCCUACCACAACCUUGGUAACCACCACCCCUGAGACCACCUCCCACAGUGUUCCCAGCUUCACUUCUUCAACCAUCUAUUCCACAAGGAGUACAACCACAACUGCCAUCUCCUCAGCUUCGCCUACCUCAGGUACCAUGGUGACUUCCACAACCAUGACCCCAUCUUCUCUGAGUACAGACAUCCCUUCGACAACACCCACAACUAUUACCCACUCUUCUGUGAGCUCUACUGAAUCCUUGACUACAACAACAGUCCUCUCCUCAACAUUUGCUGUUUCCACUACCUCAGCAGUGUCCACAAGUGACAUCCCAUCUUCCCCCAACAUCCAGAAUACAGAAACCUCAUCCCUUGUCAGCAUGACCUCUGCCACCACUCCCAGCGAGAGACCAACUCUCACAAGUACUGAGGGCACUCAGACAACUUCCCUCCUGACGAGCUUCCCAGCAACAUAUUCAUUUUCCUCUUCCAUGUCUGCCAGCAGUGCAGGGACCACUCACACCGAGAGUAUCUCCUCACCUCCAUCCAUCACCAGUACACACCACACAACAGCUGGAUCCACCCCAUCAGCCACAACCACCACGUCAUUCACAACAUUUACAACGAUGGAAACACCUUCAUCCACUGUAGCAACUACACGCACAGGUCAGACUACAUUCACCAGUUCAACAGCCACAUCCCCUGAGACCACCACACUGACUCCUACCCUUGACAUUUCCACAGGAUCUUUCAAAACAGCAGUGAGUUCUACUCCCCCCAUCACUUCUUCAAUCACCUCCACAUAUACAGUGACAUCUAUGACAACUACCAACCCUCUGCCCACAGCCACUAAUACACUGGGCGGGGGCGAGGGCCAUGGCCUUUCGUCACCUCUGUGUCUGGCCAGGGGUGGAGACCAGGACCAUAAAGUCUCAGGUCUGAUCACCCUGGGAGGCUUUCCAUUUGCCCAGUCCCUCUUGGCGGGAAGGCGGGCACAGCCAGAGGCCCGUUCCCGGGGAAAUGCUGGUGAUCUGGACCCGACGCUGGCUCACCUACUGGCUCUCCGCGUCCUUUCCUGCUACAUUGACACAGGCACUGACGUCAUCCAGGUGCAGGAGAAGGAAGGAAAGAGGGGUGAGCCUGGAACCUGCUCUGCCCGCCUCUGCUGGGUCAAUGCAGCUGCUGGGGGCUCCUCGCAGCCUCCUCACCGGCCUGUCUGCAGCGAGGAUGGUGGGUGUGGGAAUUACGUCUUCCAAGAGCAGUACUUCCUGCGGCUCCUUCUUGUCACCCCCGGCUCGCCCCACAGCCCCACUCAGCUGGCCAUGCUCUCACAGCCGGGGCCUUGUGUCUGGGCACACAGCUAUUGUCCUGGGACCCAGAAACGGGAAGCUUCUGAAGUCCACUGCUUCAGGAGGACUUACCGGUGGAUUCCUCUGCUCUACUGCCAAUGCAGGAACUGUAUCUACGGCCACAUCCAUCUCUCACAUGGUUUCCCCAGGGCGGAGCUUGGCGCGCUGUGCUCAGCGAGAAAACAGACACAGCUCUCUGCUGACAAACUUGGCGGCCACCACUACUCAGAUCCUCCCCCACGAAGUAUCACCUUCUUCUUCAGCCAUCUGCUCUACAACAUCCACCCCGACAACACCAACAAUUAUCACUCACCCUUCUGUGGGCUCUACUGGCUUUGCGACUACAGGAACAGACUCCACAUUGACAUUCACUGUUUUUCCAGUUCUCAGCAAUAUGUAGUGGAGACUGAGGUGGGCAUGGAAGUGUCUGUCGAUCAGGAGUUCUCGCCGGACCUCAAUGACAACACUUCUCAGGCCUACAGGGAUUUCAACAAGACCUUCUGGAAUCAGAUGCAGAAGAUUUUUGCAGGCAUGCGGGGCUUCACCUUCAAGGGUGUGGAGAUCCUGUCCCUGAGGAAUGGCAGCAUCGUGGUGGACUACCUGGUCCUGCUGGAGCUGCCCUUCAGCGCCCAGCUGGAGAGCCAGUACGAGCAGGCGAAGAUGACGCUGAAGGAGGCGCUGCAGAAUGCCAGCCAGGAUGCAGACAGCUGCCAGGACUCCCAGACCCUGUGUUUUAAGCCUGACUCCAUCAAGGUGAACAACAACAGCAGGACAGAGCUGACCCCGAAAGCCCUCUGCCGCCGCGCCGCUCCCGCGGGCUAUGAGGAGUUCUACUUCCCCUUGGUGGAGGCCACCCGGCUCCGCUGUGUCACCAAAUGCACGUCGGGCGUGGACGACGCCAUCGACUGUCACCAGGGCCAGUGCGUUCUGGAGAGGAGCGGUCCCGCCUGUCGCUGCUACUCCACGGACACUCACUGGUUCUCCGGCCCGCGCUGUGAGGUGGCCAUCCACUGGAGGGCGCUGGUCGGAGGCCUGACGGCGGGCGCCGCGCUGCUGCUGCUGCUGCUACUAGCGCUGGGUGUCUGGGCGGUGCGCUCCGGACUGUGGAGCUGCCAGUGCCUAGACCGGUCCUGGGACCAGGACAGGAAAUGGUUCGAGACCUGGGAUGAGGAAGUCGUGGGCACUUUUUCAAACUGGGGUUUCGAGGUCGACGGAACAGACAAGGAUGAAAAUUUCCGUGUGGCCUUGGAGAACGUGGACACCACUAUGAAGGUGCACAUCAAGAGACCCGAGAUGACCUCGUCCUCAGUGUGAGCCCUGCGGGCCCCGUCACCAUCCCCUCUGCCCUGCCCGGGACACAAGGCUCUGCACUGCGUCCAUUUCAAGUGGUGGCCCCAGGACGCCGCCAGCCCAGGCUCCUGCUGUUCUUGGGCAAAAUGAGACUGUUCCCCCAAAUCCCAUCCUUGUCUUUCCAACUUGGCUGAAAUCCACCAGGAGACGCAGUUCACCUGCAGGCUCUUCCACUGCGGAACCUUGGGCAAGUCAGUAAGGAGUCUCAGUUUCCUCACCUGCAAAAUGGGUACAAUAUUCCUGUGUGAUAUCUCACACCAUUGUUGUGUAAACCACAGGGACUCCGUCAAUUCUCGGUCCUACUCUGCCCUCCCGUCUCAGCCCUCAUGUUGCCUCUCUCCGAUUCUCCAAUCCUCAUGUCCUUCGCCUGGUCUCCGGCCCUGGUUCCUAUUUUCUCUCAAUUCCCUACUGCCUGUUUCUUACUUUGAACCUGGAGGCAGCCUGCAGCCCAUCCCAUCUCCUGUCCUCUCCUGAUCGAACUCCCUGCUGUGUCUCUUGCUCUCAUUCCUUAGAUGUCCUCUCCUUCUGACACCAUUCCUUCAUCCAUCCUGCCCCCCAGUCCCGCAGCCCUAAAUCCUCCCUCCUCUCCUCACAUCCCGGUCCCUAGCAAGGUAUAGAUAGCCUCUGUGUCUUAGGGUACCCCAGCUGCUGUUCCCCCCAUCACCCCGUUGCCCAAUUCCCCGUUUCUCUUGCUCUCAUUCCUUGUAUCUUCUCCCCUUCUGAGCCUGUCCAUUCAUCGGUUCUGCCUCCACUCCCCCAGCCCUAAAUACCCCAACUGCUGUUUCCCCUCAUCACCCCCUACCCGAUUCUCCAUUCUCCACCCCUUUCUCUCACCCCUGGAGCCCCGUGGGUGGUUCAGGGCAUGGAUUCCCCAGUCCCCAAGGAAAGGCAGCCCCCUCCGUCCCCCUCCUCCUCACUCCCUUCAAUCUCCCUCCCCUCUCACCUCACCACUGCCUUUUAAACCCAUCCCCUCCUUUUCCCCUCCUCCCCCUCUCUGGCUGGUGUCACCUCGAUUCCUGCGGUAACUCUGAGUCCUGAAAUCCUCAAUCUCCUUGGCCGCGAAGAUCGACUUCGGGGACCGGAAGUCGGCACAUCUCCAGGUCUCCAUGUGAACGCAAUAUAGAGUUUAUUGUAAAAGAA